Molecule: messenger RNA, 12592 nt
Organism: Bombyx mori (domestic silkworm)
Lineage: Eukaryota; Metazoa; Arthropoda; Insecta; Lepidoptera; Bombycidae
Product: protein 4.1 homolog
Exons: 18
Coding region: 166-9174 (3002 amino acids)
Cellular component (GO): plasma membrane; cytoskeleton
Molecular function (GO): structural molecule activity; actin binding
Source: RefSeq, a predicted model, not a curated record
AGGUUGAUUCGUGGUUUCAGUGUUUUGACCAGUUCUACCUUUUUUUGUGUGAACGAACUUAAGUUUGUGUUUACGUGCUGAAAACUGCAAAGAAACUAGUUUUUGAGUGUCUUAUCUGUUAAUGGGAGUUUGUUGAUCAACAGGCGUUGAGGGUCGCGCGGCAAAAUGCCGGAGAGCGUGGCCAAGGACAGCAAGGAGGAUGCGAAGACGAAGAACAAAGAGUCGCCGAGGCGACGCCCGACCGGCAACGUCGCCAAGGUCAAGGUGGAGCUGCUCGAUGGAUCUAACAUGGAAUUGGAUGUCGAUCGUAAAAUCCGCGGACACGAGCUGCUGAACAAAGUGUGCGACAACCUUAACCUGGUCGAGAAGGAUUACUUCGGACUGCUCUACGCCGAUAGAGGAGAUCCCCGGGUGUGGAUCGAUCUCGACAAACGGGUCUCAAAAAUGCUGAAACAUGAACCGUGGUUCUUAAGGUUCGCCGUAAAAUUCUACCCACCGGAGCCAGCGCAGCUGCAGGAAGAAUUAACGAGAUACCAGCUUGUUUUGGCGGUUCGCAGGGAUCUACUUGAUGGUCGCCUACCCUGUUCGUCAGUAACGCACGCACUACUGGCCAGCUACCUUCUCCAAUCUGAACUUGGCGAUUAUGAGGAUACGGAAGUCGGUGCCGGUCUGUGCAAGCAACUCAAGCUGGUCCCACCGUCAUCUUGCACUCAGGAGUUAGAGGAAAAGGUCGUAGAACUACACAAGACACACAGGGGUCAGACACCGGCGGAGGCCGAAUUGAAUUAUUUGGAGAAUGCGAAGAAGCUCGCCAUGUACGGGGUAGACCUCCAUCCAGCCAAGGACUCGGAGAAUGUCGAUAUCACGCUAGGAGUUUGCUCGUCUGGUCUUCUUGUGCAUAGAGAGAAGCUCCGCAUAAAUCGGUUCGCGUGGCCGAAAAUCCUGAAGAUCAGCUACAAACGGCACAACUUCUACGUGAAGCUGCGGCCGGGCGAGUUCGAGCAGUUCGAGUCGACGGUCGGCUUCAAGCUCGCCAACCAUCGCGCCGCCAAGAAGCUGUGGAAAACAUGUGUAGAACAUCAUACGUUCUUUAGGUUGAUGUCGCCCGAGCCGGCAGCCCGCAGCUCCCUGUUCCCGCGGCUCGGCUCGCGCUUCCGGUACAGCGGCCGCACCCAGUACGAGUCGCGCCGCGCCGCCGCGCCCCGCGCGCCCCCGCACUUCACGCGCACGCUCUCCGCGCGCCGCCUCGCCUCGCGCAGCAUGGACGCGCUCGCUGGAGAAAAGGACGAGAGUCUCCCCGGGGACGCGGCCAAGCGGCACACCAUGCCGCCGCAAGCCGCGCCGCGCCCCGCCGCCCGGGACAAGAAGCCCCCACCGGGAGCCGUGAAGGUGAUGCCCACUGGCCCUGUCGAGAGGAAGGAUGAGAAACAACCGGUCGAGCAGAGAAGACCUGCUGAGAAUGGCACCGACACGACCAGCGACCCCGGAGCGAUGAACAACUUCGAACAGUCUCCGAAGAAGUCCAAGGGAGGAUUCGGCUUAUUCGGCAGCCGUAAAGAUAAGUCGCCUAAAGAAAAGUCGCCGAAACGUGACAAAUCGCCUAAACCGGACAAGUCGCCGAAAACAAAGGACAAAAAGGAGAAAGAACCUAAAAUCAAAGUGGCCGCACUUGACACUUCCGCCGACAGCUCCAACUUGGAUAGUUCUCUGGAUAAAAGUCCGAGUAAGGACGAGAAACCGAGCUUUACUAAGCCUUACGAGUACACGGACACAGAGAAAAGCCCCUCGCGCACUAAGCCCUUCAUUCAAGGAGGGUUCAGUUACGAAAAAGAACCAAUAUCUGAUGGAAAACAAAGGGCUGGUGAUGAGGCUCAAAGUCCGACUACAAGAAAAGCCGGACUCGCAUUCAAUUACGCACCAGGUGAAGACAAAAAAGUUGCCGAAAGCGCUGAAAAACGAAAAACUCCUGAAGAUCCUAGCAAAUUGAAAACGCCUGGGUUGGACUAUGUACAAUCAGCAGCUUUGAAGGAGCAAGCUAAGAAUUUAAUCGAUCCCACAUUAGCUUUGUUGGACUCCGAGAGAAUGCACCAUGAAGUACCAACGCCGCUGCCGGUCGUGGCUCCCAAACCAGACAAUGAGGUACAAGUUGUCAUAAUUACUGGUAAAUAUAACCCGAAGUCAAAGAAACUAGAUGAUGCCAACGGAACCAUCCUUAUUACCAAAGGAAUGCUAAACAAGUCUAACGGCAAGAUACAGACUGACAAAGAAUUAAUCAAUACAAAGUCUGGACAAGUUAAUUACACGGAUCCCGCGACAGGCAAACAAGAAACGAAAAACGGUCACGUGGAUUCAAAAUCUGGCCAUAUAUUAUUUACGUCUGCUGUAGUCGACCCGAAAACUGGUAAAAUUGAUCCCACAUUGGCUCAACAAUAUUGUUUCGUGGAAAAAUCUUUGGAUAAUGUUGGCAAUAAGCCUGGUCGUGAUGUAGAUUUGGUUGUAAUAACUGGGAAAUAUGACGGCAAACAUAAGAAAUUGGAUGCUUCUCACGGACACGUUGAUGUGUCUAGAGCAGUAGUUGGGCCCGACGGUACUGUAAGUUCUAAUUACGGUCUGAUCGACCCACGAACGGGAAAGAUAGACUACAUUGACCCGAAGACAGGCAAACAAGAACCCAAACAAGCCUACGUCGAUCAAAAAACAGGAAACCUUCUGGUUACGACCGGCGUUGUUGAUCCGAAAUCUGGUAAAGUGGAUUCUUCACUAGGUCAACAGUUCAGCAUCGUCGAAAAGGACGCAACUAAAGCAAACAGAGAAGUGCGACUGGUUGUUGUUACGAGCAAAUAUGACAUAAAGAACAAGAAGCUAGAUCCAACAUUCGCUCACGUUGAUUCCGUUAAGGGAGUUCUGAGUGGAUCUGAUGGUAAGAUUUAUACUGAAUAUGGCAUAAUUGAUCCUAGAACUGGAGAGAUUCAGGUCACUGAUCCCAAAACGGGCAGAGAAGAAAUUAAACAAGCCCAAGUUGACCCUAAGACUGGAAAUAUCCUUUUGCUGUCUGGUGUUUUAGAUCCAAAAACAGGACAGUUGGAUACAAAUUUGGGACAGCAAUAUAGCAUCGUUGAUAAACCUAUAGAUACCUUUGGCCCAGUACCCGGGAAAGAAGUGCAGGUCGUUGCUAUUACUGGGAAAUAUGAUACUAAGAACAAGAAACUAGAUAAUCCCAAUGGCUUUGUUGAGACAUCCCAGGGGAUUAUAAGCGAGAAAGACGGUAAAGUGUACACAAACUUCGGUGUGUUAGAUCCGAACACCGGGAAAAUUCAUUACACUGAUCCGAAAACUGGCAAACGUGAUUCCAGACAAGCCAAUGUCGAUCCUAGAACAGGAAGUUUUCUUCUUACAUCCGGUGUCAUUGAUCCUAAGACAGGCAAAACUGACUCUUCUUUAGCUCAACAAUUUAAUGUCGUCGAUAAAGAUGCGCCAAAAGGCAUUCCUGAAAGAUAUGCUAAUCUGGUUAUUAUCACGUCCAAGUAUGACCCCAAAAACAAGAAGUUAGACAUCACAAACGCACAUAUCGAUAGCGUUCCAGGCAAAUACGACUUUGAUGACAAGGUUCACACUGAUUUCGGUGUCGUAGAUCCGGUAUCGGGUGAGAUAACCGUUAUAAACCCAGUUACCGGCAAACAAGAAGUGAAGAAAGCCACGGUAGAUCCCAAAACUGGUAAUAUGCUGCUGACCACUGGGGUUGUUGACCCUCAGACUGGACAAGUUGAUCCUACAUUAGGACAACAGAUUACUGUAGUAGACACGCCCAGAGAUAAAUUUGCAACAGUACCGGGAAGACAAGUUCAACUCGUCGUUAUUACAAGUAAAUAUGACCCUAAAUACAAGAAACUUGACAAUCCGAAUGGACAUUUGGAAACAUCACGAGCUAUAAUUGGUAAUGACGGUAGAGUCCACUCUAACUUUGGAGUGAUCGAUCCCAAAACUGGAAAGAUUGAGUAUAUUGACCCUAAAACUGGCAAACAGGAAAUCAAACAAGCAGUUGCUGAUCCUAAAUCGGGUCAUCUCAUAGUUUCUUCGGGUAUCGUAGAUCCCAAAUCAGGAAAGGUUGACUCGUCUUUAGCCCAGCAACUGGCUAUUGUUGACAAGGAUUCUAAAGCUAUUCCCGAGAAAUUCGUUAACUUGGUCAUUAUAACGUCCAAAUAUGACCCCAAGACUAAGAAGCUAGACUUGGCUGAUGCCCACGUGGAUACUAUACCCGGUAAAAUUACACCUGAUGAUAAAGUACACACUGACUUUGGAAUAGUAAACCCGAAUAACGGAGAAAUUAUUCUAACCGAUUCUAUUACGGGCAAACAAGAAAUUAAAAAAGCUAGUGUUGAUACAAAGACUGGCAAUCUACUUCUUACCUCUUCAGUAAUCGAUCCACUUUCAGGACAAGUUGACCCCACACUAGGUCAACAGAUCAGUGUAGUCGAAAAACCUAAGGACACAUUCGCCACAAUCCCUGGCAAAGAAGUUCAACUCGUAGUAAUCACGAGUAAAUAUGACCCCAAAACAAAGAAAUUAGAUAACCCUAAUGGAUUUAUUGAAACGUCCAAGGGUGUUGUAGCUUCUGACGGUCAAGUACAUACUAACUUCGGGGUCAUAGAUCCUAAGACCGGCAAGAUCGAACACGUUGACUCUAAAACAGGCAAACGUGAAUUGAAACAAGCCACCAUCGACUCAAAGACAGGACACUUGACCAUAAGUACCGGUGUUGUGGAUCCCAGAACAGGAAAAGUCGAUCCUGGUUUGGGUCAACAGCUGACCAUUAUUGAUAAAGACGCUCCUAAAGAAAGAUAUGUCAAUUUGGUCGUAGUAACAUCGAAAUACGACCUUAAGAACAAGAAACUAGAUCUAUCGAAUGGACACGUUGAUACCCUUCCUGGAAAAAUUGGUGCUGAUGGUAAGGUACACACAGAAUUUUGUGAAGUCGACCCAGUCACUGGGGAAGUCACUCUAAUAGAUCCUAUUACCAAAAGAAGAGAUGUCAAGAAAGCAACAGUUGACCCUAAAACUGGAAAUCUGUCGCUCACGUCUGGAGUCGUUGAUCCCCAAACAGGUCUAGUCGAUCCUAGCUUAGGACAACAAAUAAGUGUUAUCGAAAAACCAAAAGAUACAUUUACUCCUAUACCAGGAAGAGAAGUACAACUCGUUGUUAUAACUAGUAAGUACGAUCCUAAACAGAAGAAACUUGACCAUCCUAACGGUCAUGUCGAUACUUCGAGAGGCGUCGUAGCUGCAGAUGGUCGAAUUCACACGAAUUACGGUAUUAUCGACCCUAAAACAGGAAAGAUUGAAUACAUAGAUCCCAAAACCGGGAAACAUGAAACUAGACAAGCAUUUGCUGAAUCACCAAUUGGAUUCAAGUCUGGCACUCUCAUAUUGGCCUCUGGAGUUGUUGAUCCAAAGACAGGCAAGAUCGAUUCAUCUCUAGCACAACAACUUACUGUUGUUGAAAAAGAAACGAAACCCGUUGAGAGAGAGAUUCACUUAGUUAUAAUAACGACUAAAUAUGACCCAAGGACCAGAAAGAUUGACCCAAGUCAAGGUCAUGUUGACACUGUCAGUGGAACCGUUAGUCCGGAUGGUAAAAUACGAACGGCCUUCGGAGUAGUUGAUCCCGCCACCGGAGAAGUUUUAGUUACGGAUCCAAGGACAGGAAAGCAAGAAAUUAAAAAGGCUCAAGUUAACCCUGCAACUGGCUACAUGGUUAUCACAUCAAAUGUCGUCGAUCCAAAAUCUGGUAAAGUGGAUCCAACCCUUAUUCAGCAAUUUAGUGUAGUCAAUAAGCCCGUUGUGCAACAUACUAAACCAGCUUCUAAAGGUGAAGUUCGUCUCGUUAUUGUCACAAGCAAAUACGACCCUUACACCAAGACAGUGGAUGCGGGUACAGGCGUUGUGGAUGCUUCUAAAGGAUACGUUAGCGCUGAAGAUGGAAAAAUACACACAGAUUUUGGUAUUAUUGAUCCGCGAUCUGGACAAAUACUUUACAAAGAUCCUCUGACCGGAAAACAAGAACUAAAACAAGCUGAAAUCGAUCCCAAGAGUGGUAACUUGAUUGUCACGACUUCUGUGGUAGAUCCGAAGACGGGCAGAAUUGAGCCUACAUAUGCUCAGCAAAUCACUGUGGUUGAUAAACUAAAUGUCAUAGCUCCAGCAACCCAGAGGGUUAGUAUUUCACCAGUAAAACAAAUACCCACACCUGUGAAAACAAUACCCUCUCCUCUGCAAUCACCAGUUCGCACAUCGUCGCCGAUAGUAAGCAGUUAUGCGCAGAAAUCCGCACCUUUAACUCCAACCACGCCGAAAUCACCUGUUAAACCUACUAUGGCGCCUCCAGAACCACCCAAGCGAAAGAUUGUUAAAAUCAUGGUCAUCUUUACUAAACUUGAUCCUAAGACCAAGAAACCUGAUAUGAAUACUGCGGAAGUCGAACAUUUGACAGGUAUUUUAGAUCCGAAUGGCUUAAUUGAAACCAAGUAUGGUGUUAUCAAUUCAAACAAAGGUUGUAUUGUAUUAAGUGACGGUGCUGGUCAAAAACAGAACAAAGAUGGAAUAAUUUUGCCGGAAACCGGGCAGAUCUUUAUCAACUCUGGAGCAAUUGAUCCGAAGACUGGUAAGAUCGAUCCUAACAUGGGCAUGCUUUUAAGCGUCGCGAAACAGGACGAUCCCGUAGUUGAGAUCACAACUAUAACUGGCCCCAUUGACCCGAAGACUGGUAAAGUUAGUGUAGAUGACGGUACAGUAGAACUCACAAAAGGAAAGGUAGAUGCCGAAACUGGACACAUUUCUACGAAAUAUGGUGUAAUUGACCCUUCAAAUGGUGUCAUAUUUGUAACUGACACUUCGGAUACAAAACCUGUCGAAAUUGAUGAAAACAAUGGUCAGAUUACUAUAAGAGGAGUUACUGACCCGAAGACUGGAAAAGUGGAUCCUAAAUUGGGUCAGGUGAUUGUUGUUGGCACUCAUAUUGAUCCUGUAGUCGAAGUUACUACUUUUGUUGGUAAAGUUGACAACAAAAAAGGAAUUAUCGACGGCAAACACUCUGUAAUAGAAAGUACCACUGGGCAACUGAAUCCUGUUAACAAUAAGAUAGACACUAAAUAUGGUCAAAUUGACUUGGUAAAGGGAACAGUAACUUACAAUGACCCCAAGACAGGCAAAUUUGAAAGUCACGAUUUGAAAGUUGACCCGGUUACAGGACAGUUCUUAUUGAAAACCGGACAAGUCAACCCUAAAUCUGGUAAACCAGACAAAGAUGUUGGCCGAUUGAUAUGCUUGAGAAUUAUUCGUAACAAAGUCGAUCCUGUUUCCGGAAAACAAAUUGUUUCUAAUGACCCGAAGAACGUCAAGGUAGAUCCGAAGACCAACCAGAUUUGGAUAUCUGGUCCCAAAGAUCCUCAAACUGGUGAAAUAUUGUACACUGCAGGCCAAGUAGACCCUAUGACUGGAUAUAUCAUCACUAUUUACGGGCGAAUGGACCCCAGAACGGGAUAUAUUGUUAGAACAACUGACAUUGACAAAUCUUUUAUAAAAGUCGAUCCAGUUAAUGGACAAAUAUAUACUGCUACUGGUGAAGUAGAUGAAAACAAUGAGCUUCUAUACUCUGCGUCGCAAGUUGACCCUGGCUCCGGAGAAAUUUAUACUAAAUUGGGUAAAGUUGAUCCAAAGACCGGUCGCAUUGUGAUUGUCAAAAUAUAUGUAAUAACACAGAAAGAUGACAAGGGCAGGGUGAAGGAAGUCGAUCCAAAAGAAUGUACAAUCGAUGAGACCACAGGCAGGAUCAUUACCACUAAAACGGUCUAUUUGUACCAGAUUAUUGACCCAAUAACAGGAGAGACCAUUGAUGUAGAUCCAGAUGAUCCCAGACUCAAGGGAGCCAGGACAACAGUCACUCAAACUAUGACCUUGUCUGGCAAGAUUGAUCCAGUAACUGGUAGAAUUAAAACAGAAUAUGGUGACAUUGAUCCAGACACUGGCGACAUUGACCCUAGCACUGCAGUCAGGGACCCUGUAACUGGACAAUUAAUUCUUCAUUACUCUCAAAUCGAUCCAUCACAUUUCGAAGAUAAAAGCGGCAACUACACGAUAGAGAAGGAGACGCAAGACCUACCGGCGAACAUUGACAUCCAAACAGUAAACACGCAUAAAUUUUCUACGUUCGGUAAAGACGAAAGUCCACAAAGAGGCGACGAACCCAAAACCUUCACAGAGUACACGACGAGCGAACACAUCAGGCACCAGGGCUACGUGUCUUCCAACACUCCUUUAUCCUCUAAGAUCCCCGUUUCCCAACGCGCCAAGAAGACUCCCACGCCGCCGGUCGUCGUGAAGACGACCACGAAGCAACUGUUGACCAAGAACGAGGAGGGAGUCACGCACAACGUGGAGCAGGAGGUGGAGAACCUGGGCACCGGCGAGGUCACCUUCUCCACUCACACGAACAAGGCGGAAAGCCUCGAGCCGCUGGAGGGCAAGAGUCCGUACGUGACGGCGCGAGCGGUCACCACGAGGACGGCGACCACCCACCACGACCUCGACACCAAGGCGAAGACUCAGCAGCUCGAGGAGAAGACGGUGGCCCACACGCUCACGUCGUCAGCCACGCGACAGGAGCAGCGAGUGCUCACUCAGCAAGUUAAGACGAUGGUCACCACCGGCGAUCAGCUGACCAGACGCGGCUCAGCCAGUUCACUGAGCAGUGGCGACUCUGGCACGCCGAUCGACUUGGACGAGGGCGCCGGCGAGGGACACUACUACGUCACGGAGCCGGGCUCGUACCGCACGACGAGCAGCAGCACCGCCACCGGAACCGCCCCGCUCGGCGCCGCGCUGCGCGCCGCCGCCACGAGCACGGCAAGCGCGCCGCCCACCGAUGAAGCCGCAGCUGGGGAGGUCGUCUCCUCACAGACGAUCAGCUCGAAGACGCGCACCGUCGAAACCAUCACGUACAAGACGGAACGUAACGGCGUCAUCGAGACGCGCGUCGAACAAAAGAUCACGAUUCAAUCCGACGGCGACCCCAUCGACCACGACCGAGCCCUCGCCGAGGCCAUACAGGAAGCGACGGCCAUGAACCCGGACAUGACGGUCGAGAAGAUCGAGAUCCAGCAGCAGAGCGCGCAGCCCUAGCCGCCCGGGCCUCCCGCGCCGCCCGCCGCUCCACACGCAACGCUCAUACCAAUAUUUAGUUUUGCAAGAAACAGUCGUAACUCUUCGUACUCGACAAGUGGAAGAGUAGUGAGUGAAACCCUCACUGAUAUUCAAUACUUCAAUUAUUAAACUGUGCGACUGCAGAAUUAACGUUUGUCGAUGGCUCCUACACGAUACGAUUGUGGAAAUGCUCAGCUCGGGUACGUGCUGUGUUCACGAGUGCUCACAGAGGUCGGCCUCCAACGACGCUAAUGCCGCUCUAUCAUUAAACUGUAAAUUUAAUUUAAGAACAAUACCCGAGCAUCAAUUGCAUAUGACCACGGGCACUCGAGAAUGCCUUAACUUCAAUCAGGAAAGCUAAUCAUUUUUUUUGUAUAUUUAAAGAUGCCUCAUUGAUAUUUGAGUGUUUUAGAUUUUAAGUGUACUUUGAUAAGUCGAGCCUCGACCGACAUAGCUUUAAGCUCGCACGAGUCAGACCACCGCCUGCCGAUAGUGUAGUGCUGCCCGCCGCCACCGACGCUGUAGCGACGCGCGACGCCAGCCCGCCGCCACCAGUCGCUACAGCGACGCGCGACGCGGGCCCGCCGCUCCGGUGCUGUUGUUGGAGCGGACGCCGCCGCUAUAUAUUUACUGCUGUAGUCCAGUCGCGGAGCAGAAAGAAUUUCAUAUGUUAACCCCUUAUUUGAAGUCGUGGCCUAAAGGAUAAGUCGUCCGGUGCAUUCGUAUGUAGCGAUGCACCGGUGUUCGAAUCCCGCAGGCGGGUAUCAAUUUUUCUAAUGAAAUUCGUACUUAGAAAUAUUCACGAUUGACUUCCACGGUGAAGGAAUAGUAGAGUGCAAUAAAAAUGUACCCACACAAUUAUAAUUUGCGUAAUUACUGGUGGUAGGACCUCUUGUGAGUCCACGCGGGUAGAUACCACUACCCUGCCUGCCAUUUACGUUGUAGAUGUCUAUAGGCUCCGAUAACCACUUAACACCGGGUGGGUCGUGAGCUCGUCCACCCAUCUAAGGAAUAAAAAUAUUACCUGUCUUUGUCACUCCCGCGUAAAUAUAAUGGGUCUCGCUCGCACAGAUACAAUGACCGCCGGUCUCAGGAAUUGUAAAACUUUUACCUGAGACCGUAAGGUUUGUUUUUGUUGGCAUGUUGGCCUUGAGCAGUAAGGCAAGCAAUAACUCCGAUACAGAGGAAUCAGAUUUUGGUUUAUGAAUUUUCAUUUAUUUCUGCUAAGCUAGUAAUUUUAUUGUAACUCGAUUUUUAUAACUGUUUUAAUAUAAAAUCUAAAUAAAUAUCUUAUUGUUAUAACAAUAAUUUAUUUAUAUUUUAUAUUAUAAAAUUUACUAACUUAUUAAAUAUAUAAUUUAUUAUAAUAACAAAAAUUUAUUUAACAAGAUAGUAAUUUUAUUCUCCCUCAAUUUUUUUUUUAUGUAAACCGUGCUUAAUACAAAAAUGUUAGUGACCACUGUCAGUAGGUAAAAGAGGUCAUUUUAUGAAAUUCUUCCUUCUCCGCAACUGGACUAUACCAGCACUAAUAGCUUCUAACUAUCAAAGCUAUUACUGAUCGCUUUCUUAUUUGAAAGCUCCAAAAGCUCAUCUUGAGGAAAAAGAUCAGCUUCAUGUCAGUAACCGGCACUAUAAUUAAGGCCAGUUUUGUAAAAAAAAAACAUUUCAAAAAAAAUAAUGCGUUUUUUUUUUCGUCUUUAUAUUUCUCUGUAACUGCUAAUAAAGCACGUUAUUAAAGCUUUUUUUUGUUUUCGCAUAAGCGUUUAUAAAGUUUUUCGUUUUAUUGAUGACAUUCCAGAAACCUCGACAGGUUCUAAAGUCUAAUAGACUUUUAAGGCUAGAUCAUGACACUUAGUGUUUUUUUUUUGUUUUUGUUUUUUCGUGAAAACUUUCGUAUACUGCUAUUUAUCUAUGAGUAAUAUAAUGAGAUGUAAAAAUAUAUUGAGAUGUAUACUGGUGGUAGGACCACUCGUGAGUCCGCACGGGUAGGUACCACCGCCCCGCCUAUUUCUGCCGUGAAGCUGUAAUGCGUUUCGGUUUGAAGGGCGCGGCAGCCGCUGUAACUAUACUGAGACCUUAGAACUUAUAUCUCAAGAUGGGUGGCGCAUUUGUAGAUGUCCAUGGGCUCCAGUAACCACUUAACACCAGGUGGGCUGUGAGAUCGUCCACCCAUCUAUAAAAAAAAAAGGAAUAGCAGUAUAGUGAGUGCGACACACAGACGCCGCCGACGCCGCACAUCUCUUCCAUCGAUACAAUUGUCGCAAUACGCGCGUACUCGUAAUGCUAAUGUUUUUAUAUAUAUAUAUAUAUACAUAAUUAGAGCUUAAGUUUGUAAAAGCGCCUUGCUUGAGUUUACGUCGUGAUUUAAAAUCUGACCGGUUCGUAAUUUUAUAUUAUGCAUAUAUUUUAUUUAAGUGUAUUGACAUUUUAUUGAGUUGAGUCGUGAUGCGUUUAUGAGUAAUGAUAUAUUUAGUACGCGCAGUGGACUCCUUGUGAACGUUAUUCAGGACUCUGAAGGGAACCCUCGCGUGUCUGAGUAACUUCCGCAGGAGGUCACCGAGCGUUGUGGAGAUCGCGGUGCGGUCCGCGGGCACUUAGGGGCUGGGGACCGCACCGCGAUCUCGUUUAUAUCGGGCACAGACAUUUGUAAACACGGCUUCGAAUACGUAGUUUAUUAGAAUGUAUUUAUAUAUAUCUAACUAGCGAACCGCCCCCGCUUCGCUUCGGAAACAUUAAAUUUUAUUAUUGAUAGGCGAGUCCCGCCAUGUUGCGCGCGGUACGACAAUAACUGCGGGUGACGCCGCGGGGCGAAGCUAAUCUAAAGAGGUAGCCUAAGUUACUCCUUAUAUCAUCAGCUACCUAUUAGUGAAAGUCUCAUCAAAAUCGGUCCAGCCGUUCCAGAGAUGAGCCGGAACAAACAGACAGAAAAAAAAUGUAAAAAAUGUUAUUUUGGUGUAUGUACCGUAUAUAUAUUUAUAUGAAUGUAGUAAAAAGUGGUUAUUUCAAUAUUACAAACAGACACUCCAAUUUUAUUUAUAUGUAUAGAUUAUCCGAUUUCCUGUUAGUAUGUCCACGGACCACAGUUCUUGCUUCAGCAAGAAGCAUAUUAUAUUCAUAUAAAAUAUAUAAAUAUAACAUAUUAUAUUCAUAUAAAAGUGAUAUAUAGCACGUUGUAUUCAAAAUUGUAAAAAAAAGUGUUAAAACAAGUUGCCGGCUUUUACAAAUGUCUCGUCCAAGUUUUUUUUUUUUUGUAAUAAUUAUAGAUGUUUAUUUUUCAUAUUUUUUAUUAUUAAAAUUAAAUCGUCCCACUUUUCGUUUUAUUAUUAUUUUUAAUUAUUUAAAUUACGUGAAGUUAUGUAAUAGAUAUUAAAAAUAAAAUAAAGAUGCUUUGUUUUUA